Messenger RNA from Colletotrichum orchidophilum, 3810 nucleotides. RefSeq names its product actin-like protein 4. The transcript is spliced from 7 exons. NCBI's taxonomy places the organism in Eukaryota, Fungi, Ascomycota, Sordariomycetes, Glomerellales, Glomerellaceae. Gene Ontology annotation, molecular function: zinc ion binding. The record is from RefSeq and is a predicted model, not a curated record. The coding region runs from base 1 to 3810 and encodes 1269 amino acids.
AUGGACCGUUUUCAACACCUCGACGAGGACGUCGCAAACCUCAUCAUCCAACAUGGUUUCCUCGAUCUUAACACAGUGCGCUUCGCCACCGACCGAGAGGUUGAACAUGCAGCAACACUAGCGCUCGAGAUGGCUACCCUAGACCAGCAGCUCGCUAUUGCCCUGAGACAGAGCACCAUAGCAGAUGACGGCAACAACAACCGUGAACGCCGUCGUAGCCGUUCUCGUGCCCUUUCACGUUCUCGCUCCCGCAGACGGUCCCUGAGCGAUGGAGGACACAUUGACUGGGAAGAGCGCAACCGCCUCCUCGCCGACACAAGAACCAACAGCGCAGCAACCUCAGAUGCCGAAGACAACAACGAAGACAACGGACCAGAGUGCGUCGUUUGUUUCACGGGCAGACAACCCAAACACCGCCUCCCCUGCAGCUGCUGGAUGUGCCCGCGGUGUCUCCGGCGCUGUAUCCGCGCAGGUCUCCGGGCGGGAGGCUGGCCGCCGCGCUGCUGCGAACCGCUGCACCAGGACAACGUCGAGCAGGCAGCGGGCCGGGACCAUCCCGGGCUAGUGAGACUGUACCGGCAGGUCAGGGCCGAAGAGGAGACACCCGGGGAGGCGAGGGUGUAUUGCGCGCAGCCGGCGUGCGCGGCCUUCAUACCGAACGAGGGGCGGCACGUCACGGGCGAUGCGUUGUAUUGUCUUGCGUGCAGGCAGGGGACGUGUCGGCGGUGCAGGCGUCCGGUACAUCCGGGCACGCCGUGCAGUACCGAGGACGAGGACGAGAUGCUGAUGGAUGUCAUGGAUGAGAAUAAUCUCUCGCCUUGCCCGCGGUGUCAUCGUAUUAUCGAGCUUGCGGCUGGGUGCUACCAUAUAACAUGCGGUGGUAUGGGGCGGGAGGCCCGUAUACCCAUGCGCGAUCGGGAGACAAGGUAUCAGCAGGGACAACAUCCGGGAGAACAUCGAGAGGCGUACUUCAGGGACGCCAUUGCUCCGCCGCCGCUGCCACGGCCGCAACCGCCGACGCUGCCGCCGCAAGCUCAACCCUUUCCACAAGCAAAUACACCCGCAGGACUUGUCCAACCGCUGCAGAUGCAAGGCUUUCAACCCGUGGAAGAGAUCCCAUUGAUAGAACAGCGCUACAUGCAGAACAUGGAUCGAGCCGCUCGUAUUCGACAGGGCCAGGGAAGGUAUAGCAUCAUCAUGUACUACCCGGAUGGUUCCAACACGGAGAGACUCGAUACUGGCGAGCCGACCGCCGCGCCAGCAGACGCGGACCCCGCGAGCCGACCGCCGCGGGCCUGGCCCGUGUUUGAGAUCCACGCCGAGGAUCCCUUGUGUAGCCACCAGUUGCCAACAUCCUGGGAGGUGGAGGACAUGAACAACCGGGCCCAGCCGCCGGCAUGCGCAUCGGGCCUCCGGCUCAAAAUGUCUCUAUCCUCAGACGAAGAAGACCAAGUCCUCUUCGAUAACCAAUCCUUCGCCUCCGAGUCCAGCGACGGCGAAGAACUGCCCCCGCGACCCCUGCAUCACAACUACUUUGCGCCCCCCUUCUACGGUCGCCCGCCGACCCCUCUACCACCCUCACCUUCAUUGACAUCACUCCUGCGCCCUUCGCGACCGACGACCCCCGACGCCUCGGACGAUGACUUUGAGCCCGUGCCGCGCGCGUCGCCGCAGGUGCCGACCUACGAAUACUACGGCUUUGUGCUGUACCUCUUCUCGACGCUGACCUUCCUCGUAUACCUACUCUGGUCCUACCUGCCGUCGCCUUUCCUCCACGCGCUGGGGAUAUACUACUAUCCGAACCGCUGGUGGUCGCUCGCGAUCCCGGCUUUUCUCACGAUGUUGGGGGUCUACAUAUACAUUGCGCUCGCGGCGUACAACACGGAGAUUCUGACGCUGCCACUGAGCUCCAUUGAGACGGUAGUAGACGAUGCCUCGAAGAUCGGGGUCAUUGACAGCAAGGGACGGCUAAGGGAUGACCCGAAGAAGAGGUCGAGGAACAAGAGGGAUCACAGGUUACCUGGGGGAGGAUACGAUUGGAAGAAUAUUUGGAACGAGGGGACGGAUGCUGUGAUGGACAUUCCGUUGGCCGGCGCGUGUGAAGUUCUCUACGGAGAGGGCCGAGAUUUCGAAUCGGAAGACGAGUAUAUUGCAUCCCUGUCUCGGUCAGCAGCUCUCACCGAGAGCUUGUACAGUGUGUCGCGCUAUGACACGGUGGGGUGUGGCUGGAAUCUCAGCCUUGCACCUGCCUCCAACCACCGCGCCAAAUUUUGUCUAGACGCGACUUUCCAUCGAGCGCAGCAUCUCAACAACCCACCACGCCGUCCUCGAGCCAUCUCAAUUUUCUCGGUGGACUGUCGCUUCGUAUCAUCAAUUGCAGCCAUGUCGCAACAACCGCUGUCAUCGGCCGUCCAGCCGACCGACAUCUACGGAGGAGAUGAGGUCUCCGCUCUCGUCCUCGACCCAGGUUACUGCAGCACACGCGCCGGCUUCGCUGGUGAGGAUGUCCCCAAGUCCGUCUUUCCGUCCUUCUACGGCCGCGUUGGCACCUCCGAUACCCCGACAACCGUCUUCGGCGACGAGUGCCUGAUCCCCCGGGCCGACCUCGAGGUCCGCAACUACAUGACGCGCGACAGCGUCGUCGAGGACUGGGAUGUCGCCAACAAGCUCUGGGAGCACAUGCUCAUCACACGUCUUCAGCCCGGACGCCCUACUCACCCAUCCAAGAACGGCCUCAACGAUGACCCCAAGGAGGAAGUCGAGGGAGGCGAGGCCAACGGCGACGUUGAUGUCGCCAUGGAGGACGUAGAGUCGCAAGAGAAGGCCCUGCAGGAGAACCCGCUCUUGAUGACCGAGGCACCGUGGAACUCCUCAAAGUCCAGAGAGAAGGCUAUCGAGAUAAUCAUGGAGAACUGGGGCUGCCCUGCGUUUUGGCUCAGCAGAACGCCUGUCCUGGCUGCUUUUGCCGCUGGCAAGGCGAGUGCCCUGGUCAUUGACGUCGGUGGCUCCAACACUUCGGUUACGGCCAUUCACGACGGCAUGGUCCUGAAGCGAUCGAUCCAAAAGUCCCCAGUUGGCGGCCUGUGGCUGUCGUCCCAGAUUCGCAGCCUGUGGGAGACUUCAGAGCCCAAGAUUGAGCCCGUUCCUACAUUCAUGGUCGAGAGUAAGACUCCCGUCGAUGCAGGUGCUCCUCCUCAGUUCAAGGAACGCAAGUUCGACUUCUCCAUCAGCGACUCGUUCCGCGCCUACGAGGACGACCGCCUCCUCACGGAAUUCAAGGAGUCAGUGGUUGAGACUUGGCGUGGACCCGGCAAGUACACUAUGCCGCAGAACGAGGACUUCGCCAAGACGCAACCCGGCCGCGUCUUCGAGUUCCCCAACGGCGCAAACCAGAUGUGGCGCGAGCAGCGGUACAAGGUCUCCGAGGGAAUGUGGGACGAGACGGCCGCAUUCCCGACCACUAGCGAGGAGUUCCGACUUAACAAGUCGCAGACGAUUCCAGAGCUGAUUCGCGCCGCCCUGAACGCUGUCGACGUUGACCUGCGUCCCAACCUUCUCGGCAACAUUGUAGUUACUGGCAGUACCAGCUUGCUCAACGGCUUCAACGACCGCCUGAACAACGAGCUUACAGCCAUGUACCCUGGCCUCAAGAUUAAGAUCCACGCCGCCGGUCUUUCCAGCGAGCGUCGCUUUGGCGCCUGGAUCGGUGGUAGUAUUCUGGCCAGCUUGGGUACCUUCCACCAGAUGUGGAUCUCGCGCAAGGAGUACGAGGAGAACGGUGUAAGCAUCGUGGAGAAGCGCUGCAAGUGA